Pseudocercospora fijiensis CIRAD86 is the source of this 984-nucleotide messenger RNA. RefSeq lists its product as uncharacterized. The transcript has 6 exons. The coding region runs from base 1 to 984 and encodes 327 amino acids. Gene Ontology annotation, biological process: proteolysis. Lineage: Eukaryota; Fungi; Ascomycota; Dothideomycetes; Mycosphaerellales; Mycosphaerellaceae. The record is from RefSeq and is a predicted model, not a curated record. Gene Ontology annotation, molecular function: cysteine-type endopeptidase activity.
AUGUACCGCCAAGGUGGCGGAAGACCGCGAAAGAAGUCCCUACUCAUAGGCAUCAACUAUGUCGGCAGCGACCAUGAGCUUCAGGGCUGCCACCAAGACGUCGAGAACAUGCGAGAAUUCCUCGCGGCAAUGGACUAUCCAACAGAUCGCAGUUCGCAAGUAAUACUACGAGGUAGGUACGACCAACAUACAGAUCCAAGUGGACCCAUGUGGCCAAAUGGCCAUAACAUGCUUGCCGCUAUGCAAUGGCUUGUUCGAGAUCCAGGAACAGUCAACUUUUUACAUUACAGCGGGCACGGAGGCCAAGUCGAAGACACAGGCGGUUAUAGAACCAGUGGAUUUGACGACACCAUCGUGCCUUACGACUUUGAGAGAAAUGGACAGAUUCCAAGUGGCAUAUUGCAUAAGACGCUUGUGACCUGCUUGCCGCCCAACAGUACUCUAUUCGUCAUCUUCGACUGCUGUCACAGUGGUUCUGCAAUCGAGCUUCCUUAUAUCUAUCGAAGCGACGAGGAAGGCAACGUGUCAAUGCUGGACAACGUCCAAGCAGGCAUGCGUCUCGUCGGCGCUGCGUCUCAUCUAAUCCAAGGAGGCUUCACAUUCGACAAUAUCGGGGAAGCACAACAACUCUUCGCCGGAGCAACUUCUUUCUUCCGAGGCCUUACCCACCGGCACGAGGAGACUGACCAAUACGGUCUCGGAACGCAAGACUUCGCACAAGAAUACGCCGAUGAACAACAAAAACAAAUCUGGAUGUACUCUGGAUGCCGAGACGAUCAGACAUCAGCGGAUGCGUCGAUCGCUGGUAGUCACGUGGGAGCAAUGUCCUGGGCUUUUCUCGAAUGCAUGAAGCAAUUCGGCCCAAGGCAGAGUUACGUCCAAGUCUUGCAAAACACUCGGCAGAUAUUGAGAGGACGAUAUCAGCAGGUUCCUCAAUUGAGUGUUGGAUAUGAGCAGGAUUUGAAUUACGAGAUACGCAUCUGA